GGUGUCUGCAUGCAGCCCAUGUGUUGUGGCAGAGCUGAACUUCCUCGUCUUGCAGAAGAAGGAGGAUAGAGGCGUGACGUCGCUGCCCGCAGAGAGGCCCGUACGGCAGGAGGAGAGAGGCAGGGACGAGCCGUGCGGGGACGGACGCUGCUGGUGCUGCAGAGCAGACUGCUGCGAAACACGGGAGCAGUCAGGGCACUAAACACCCGGCAACCACGGAAACUUUGCAGAGGCUACAGACAGCCAUAAUGCGGCACCGCCCGCCGACCCCGGAGCUGAUGUGACUGUGCACACCCAGAGCAGGGAGGAAGCGGCGGACACCACCACCACCUCUCCCCGGUUUGCCUCGCCUCGUCACGGUGUGCGCGGCAGGACGGUCGGUCGGUCUGUCUGUCUGGAGGGGGACAUGUCCUCGCUAACCGUCGAGGAGGACCAGAAAUGGACACCGACACACGUUCAGGUGACGGUGCUGAGAGGCAGGAGCUUACGGGGCAAGGGCAAGCAAGGCACCAGCGACGCGUACACCAUCAUCCAGCUGGGGAAGGAGAAAUACUCGACCUGCGUGGUGGAGAAGACCACCGAGCCGGAGUGGAGGGAGGAGUGCUCGUUUGAGCUGCAGCCCGGCGUGCUGGAGAGCGGCUGCCCGGCCGGGAGCAACGAGCUGGUCCUCACCGUCAUGCACCGGGCGCUCGCGAUGGACGUGUUCCUCGGCCAGGCGGUGAUCCAGCUGGAUAAGGUCUUUCAUGAGACUAGAUAUGUGAAAAACGAGUGGUACAGGCUCAACUCUAAGACGGGGAAGAAAGAGAAGGAACGAGGAGACAUUCAAGUCAGUGUCCAGUUCACCCGAAACAACCUGACAGCCAGCAUGUAUGACCUCGUCAUGAAGGACAAGGGCGCCUCCACCUUCGGAAAGCUGAAAGAGCGCAUAAGGGGGAAGAAGAGAUCCAAUGAGGAGGACUCGUCGUCUGCCGUUUUACCAAGUGGUUACGGGUCCCUUGUCCGGAUGCGGCAACGGCUGCCGAGCGAUGGGGGUGGGGAGGAGGAUUACGAGGAUGACGAGGGGGGCGAGGCCCGGCGGAGCAAGAUGAGGACAUUCUUCCUGAGAGGGAAGCUGAGGAAGUCAUCAGACACUCGUUCCAGCACAUCACUAGGCUCGGAGAGCAGCGAGUCAUCAUCACGGGGUGGGAGCCUGAGCCCCACGGCCGGCAUCAGUGUGGUGGUCUCUGACCUCUCCAACUCACCUAGUAACAGCAGCAACCUGACAGUCGAUAACAGCCCAGAGCACACGGCAAACACGUCACCUAGGUCGUCUUCUCUCAAAUGUGAGUUUGGUGAUGAGGCCGGUGAGAUCACCAUCGCAGUGCCUCAGCCCACUGUGUGCGUUAAUGGAAGCCAUGCUUACAAAGUCCAGCCCCUGGACCCAGGCUCAGGAAAACCUGCAAAUUCUUUAGGCCUGGGAGUGUUGCAGAAGUCUAUGCCCCUGUCCAUGUCUCUACAGAACGUCAGUCUGCGGCCAUCCACAGACCUCCUCAAAAGUCCUGUUGGUGAUGGCCGCCGCUGGUCUUUUGACAAGCCUGACGAGGAGGAGAAGGCAGCCAUAGUGGCGGCCUUGGAGCAAAGCGGCCCAAUGCUGUGUCAAGAAGAGGAGUGGUUGGGACAGGUUGCUUUGCCCAAAGCUGGCUCCUCCUCCACGGCAGAGUCAGAAAGCUGGGGGAAAAAGCAGAGGAGGAACUUGUUCUCCCAUGGGAGGAGUGAGUCUGCAGGGAAAGGGCAGAAUCAGUCCAAGGAUGAGUCUGAACAAGCCUCCGCUGCCACUGAGGAGAAACACAAGGGGUGGUUUGGAUCAAAGGACUCGCACAGCAAACCCAGCCUGGUGGUGUCACCUAAACUAGAGCCCAGCAUUAACCCCCACCCACCACCCCUCACAACUAGUCACCCCCUUUCAGGUCCCUCUGUAGAUCCUGGCUCUCUGGUGUCUCCACUGCAUCACACUAACCCCUUCUGCCACUCACAGACCACAUCACCUCCCAUAUCCCGCUGCAACCCUUUCUUCUCUCUCCUCCAGCACAACCCUUUCUAUAAAGACAUGCUAACCGCUCAGCCCCUAAAACCUUCACUGCCUCCUUUGCCCUAUCUCUCCAGUUCCCGGCCCCCCAUAGCUCAACUCUUUCCACAGGCAAGUAACCCUAACCCCAACCUGGCUCGCAACAAUCCAACCACAGAGGACUGCAUUAUUGGUAUAGACCCAAAGAGCGAAUUGAUGGCCAAAGAUAAGAAACAAAGUCUUUCUCCAGCUUCCACGGAAGGGGAUAAACCUUUAAGUGAGAAGUUUUCCAACCCUUUUAUGUCAGCUGGGGAGAUGGAACCGGAUUCAGAGUGGGAUGAAUCCUUUGAAGCAUUUGCAGCUGGUAGGCUGCAGUCUCCUGAGGAUCUGACCACAGAUUGCAAAACACAGCAAAACACACCCGGUGACCAUCCACUGGAACACUGCAUUAAUAAAGAAACAUUAUUACCCGUAACAGAUGGUGAUCAAAACACAAAUGUGAAUGAUACACUACAUCAUCAGCUUUGCACAGGAUUUGUAUCCGAAGCACAUAAAGCCAUCAUCCAGGUGACCAACACUAAUACAUAUCACUUUGACACAUUUGCACAACUCCUUGAGACGAUACCAGAGCACACAAGCUUUGAGGGUGACAACAUAACUUUAAAGAAUCACACUAAUUCUCCAAAACUGGCUGCUUGCACUGAAACUAAUCAAGCUAACAGUACUGCUAAUACAAAAGAUUUAAUCGACACUAAUAUGCAUCAAGCCCCCUGUCACACCUCAUUUGUAAAGCUCAACAGCAGCUCCUCUGAUCCUGGUUCUUCGGGUCUCGGGAGUUCAGCAGAAGAGGAUUUCCUCUCCUGUCUCUCUUCUUAUUCGGAAAAAUUCUCUGCAUCCUCCUCUGAGGAAGCUGAAGCACAGAACUUUGAAAGCAACAUCCUUGGCUUUGAGAAGUCCUCUGAGUCAGCUGUGAUAACACCUUUAAAGCCCUCAGAAUCUGAAAAUGACAUUACCGAGACGCCAAAUGAUUUGUCUUCAGUUGAUGCAACGCAGCACUGUGUUAUUCAGUACAGGGAUGGCGAUGAAAAGGUAGAUUUAAAUGGUUUGGAGGGGUCAUUGGCACCACAGUCCCCAGUGCUUGCACAUCAGCAGCCUGAAAUUGCUGCAAGAGAGACAGGACCUGAGGAUGCAGUUACUCAGGCACCAAAACUCUCAGAACUAAAGCCAAAAUCCAACGUUUCUUUAAAGUCUGACAAUGAAAAUAGAAAGAAAAGCAUUUCACAAGUGUUAAAUGAUUUCUCUACAUCCGGAAGUAACACUACAGAUGUGAUGACUUCAGAUGAUGAACUCUGCUCCACACACCCAUCAUUAUACAUCACAACUUCCUCCCCUGAGGUGAGGCAGAGUUCAUCGGACUCGCCCAUUCAGAGCGGUAGUUUAACAGGGCAGGAUAUGAGCCAGCGUUUGCCUAUACCCUUCAGGCCUUUUGAUAAUUUCCUCAACACCAGUCACAUUGCAAGCAGUCUUAGCCAAGACUUUGAAGACACACUGUUGCACACUCGGGCGUCUAAUCAGAGCACCAGCAGCUUUCUCCACAGUCUUUAUGUAAGUACCGACUCGCAGGAUUACCAAACCUGUGAGUCUCACCAAUCCUCCAAAUGUAGCGGCUCAGAGCCAAAUAAGACGUUACACUCUGCAAAUUCAAAGCUCUGUAGUGAGCUGAGUGGGAUUCAGACGACUGCUGAUGCUGCGUUGGGCCAAGAAGAUUCCACCAAUGCAUGCAAGACAUACAACAAAGGAAACAACCAAACAGACCAAUUUAAAGAGUCUCUCUGUGGAGGAACUCUAGAGCCAGGUAUCAUGAUAGGGGUUGACUUUGGUUUACUCCCUAUGGUAUCCUCAGACUCUUAUGUAAGUUGUAAUCCAAGGAAGCUCACUGAAGGAGGUGUGGAAGUUCAGCAUGUCAUCUUAGGUGACGUGUUCUCGAAAUGCCCUCAGGCACCAAAGGCUACACUACACCGCUCCCACUCUGAAGGCACACUGACACCUGCUGUUGACGAACUCCUCCUGUCCUCUUUUGGGAGUGAUCCUGGUGCGAUACAGGAGUCCUCUUCAGCUCAGCCUGGCCCUGAACUCCCCUCUCUGACCUCCUUUGCUUCCUAUCUAACUCCUGACAGUAGUAGCUCCCCUGUAGCGCUCUGUUCCCUCCCUCCCCUUGCCAAUGCUAUGCCGAGGUCACCACCCAACAAGGCACGAGCUGCGGCGCCAAAGCAAAUUCUUCAGGAGCCCCAGCAGCAGCAGGCAGCCAAUCAGCAGAACAGCCCCCACCCAGUGAAGCCCCUGACCACUGCCAUGCUGGCUGAAGAGAAGCGGACUGAGGGCCGGUCAGUGCUGGCCACCGGCCUGGAGAAGCUCAAGUCCACCAUCCACCCGGGGAGGAGCAGCCAGCUCAGCGAGCAGGAGACAGACAGGAAGAAGUCUCUGACAGAAGGAGCUGGCUCGUACUAUCACCUGACCCACAGUGAACUGGUCGCCCUGUUGGUGCAGCGGGAGGUGGACCUGGAGAGGCAGAAGGCAGAGUUUGAGCGUCAGAAAUGUUUGCUGGCCAAGCGGGAGGUGGAGCUGAAGAAGUUGAAGCCGCAGGUCAAAGAUCUGGAGGACUACAUUGACACGCUGCUGGUGCGCAUCAUGGAGCAGAAGCCCACUCUCCUGCAAGUGCGCUCCAAGUUAAAGUGACAAAGGGGGGAAAAGGGUUUGCAGUUCAGUCCGCAUCUGUUCACUCUAACCUCCACAACAGCUCUUUAGUCUUUUCACUGCUAUGCUGUCCUUUUUGAUACAAAUAUCUAGGCACUGAGAGAUGUUGAGGCGAUGUUUUCCAGACGGCAUGCUUUACUGUGCUGAAACGCGUCCUUGUCGAAGGGUUUGGUUCAGGUGGUUCUGAAUGUAGAGAGUCCUCAGGUUGUUUUCAGGUUCACACAGCCAGUUGGGUUUAAGUUCACAGGGGGAGCCCAGUGUGUUCAAGAUGCCCAGAUGCCUCCAUUUUGGGAUCCUGAUUGUAGAAACAUUGAUUCCUCGUUUUCACCUCACCUGUCACUUUUGUCACCUUAUCAAAAAAGACAGAAAUUGUAGAGUUUCAGUCCAUAACACUGUAUAUCCAACUAACUCCUCACAUACAUUUUCAAAGAUAUACAAGGUUCUGUAGGGAGAGGGGAGCUAACAAAAUGAAGGGCCACACUGGUGGUUUUGCACGUUUUGGCCCAUUAACUACAAAUAGUUUAAUACUUUAAAUCAGUGCUGACCAUCAAGUUUAGAUUGAUUUUCAUUUUAUACCUUCAAGGCAGCCAGUUCAUUAACAGUGCAGCAUGAGAAUCUACUUGAAACCCGCUGAAGACAAAGACAACAUUUUGACGCCUUUGUUUUUAUUUUGUAGUUGCAGUUGAGAGCAGGGACCCUUCUCAAAACAAAAACGCUCUGUUAUACAAGAUGUAAGAUUCAGUUGCCAGAAAGCAUUGCGCUCACAAGGUGUGAGAGAGGUGUCAAUCUUCUCAUCGAACUCUUGGCUAGAAGACAAAUAAGUAUAUUUCCCUAAAUGUGGAACUAUUCCUUUCACUGUAAUGAACUAAAACUAGUGGCUGCUUGGAAGAAAAUAAAUCCAUAAUAUUCAAGUAUGCAAUGGAAAAUAGUCUGCGUAAGUAUAAACAAUAUUUGGUUAAUGAGGUAAAUUCAUGCAAAACUGCCUGUAUGUUUACAGUAAUGUACUUCUGUAAUGACCUACACCUCUGAUUGGCAUCACUUUUUUUCAGAUAGUGUAUAACUUGUUUUGGAUUGACACUCUACAAAUGUUCCCUUAUAAAUUUCGAGUGCUCUGACUAGUUUUUGAAAAUACAAACCAAACAAGCGGAGUGAGAGUUCAGCCAUGUAACGUGCACGUUACUGGGAACUGAUUGUAGCUUACGAAUGUUCAAAAGUGUUCUUAGCCAGCAAGUGAAUGGUUUUAUUUUCUACACAUGGCAAGUGCUGUUUAUCUUUUGCUUGUUCCUUCUCUCCCCCACACUUUUUUUCUCUUUCUGUUCAAUGGGCAUGUCUUGGAAGUGUACCCAUAAUGCUCAGCCUAAUAAGCUAACUGAUUCUUGUAUGGGUCACAGUGUUAUCAGGUGAAGACAGUAUCACUCAGUAUCCAGUCUGUAUCAAGAUCAGCCAUCUCAGCUUCUCUGCCUUCCCACGAGUGUGUUAUCAACACGACUCCACUGUUGAGAAAAUGCCUGCGACAUGCUGGUACUUGACUCCCCUCCCUCAGUGUCUGCGUGUAACAUCUGCUUCCACUCUAGCACGCAUAACGCUACUGCUUUCAGGUGUUACAAAGGGAUAUAUACAGCAUUUUACAGCAUAUAUGCCGUAUUGAAAUGCCAAAUGCUGCCUUAUUUUUGUUUUAUUUUUACAUUAAGAAUUCAGCACCUCAUUUUACUUGUCCAGGCAGGUUUUAAAAAAAAAAGCCAUCUGUUCACUGAGCUUUUUUUAUACUUCUUUUCAUGCUUUGUUGUGAUAUAUAUUUUAUUGUUUAGAUCACUGCACAAAAAUAAAAACUGUAUGCAUAACAAUAGAAAAUGAGCAGUGAUUUCCUGUGAAAUGCCAAAUAAAAAAAGCCUUGGAACUUAAUCUAGCAGAUUGAUACACCAUAAAGAAUUCUGAUAUGAUGCCACUUUUAACAGCAUUUGUGGAUGUCCUUGCACUACUUAAUCAUCAGAACAUAACUCUGCUGUACCUGUCUAUUGAUAUCGGUAUAGUUAGAUCUACUUUACACCGUACUGCACUUUCUAAUUGCUCUGUGAUUUAAGCACUUGGCCUACGUUGACACCACAAACUUGAUUUUUCUAGUGAGCUUGAAGCAUACAAAAACAUCCCAAACUGUCUUGUCAUCUCAGUUCUGCUGUGCGAUCGCAAUAUCAAAUGCAUAGAUGACUGUAGAGACAUAUUAAAUGUGACUCUGCACUUACGAAGAAUAAACGUCCUCCUCCAUGUCUUCCAUUUUAAAAGUUUUUAUUUAAGUUUAAAUUGAUUUAUAUUUUGUCCUUGAUUGUGUAGCUGGUGGAAUGUGCUUAAGGUAGUGUGCAAGAUUGGAAAGUUUACAAUUCGUGAUGCAAUUCUGUUUCACAAAUUUUGUAUAUUUAAUAAAGAAUAUUUUGUGUUUCUUGCUCACCGUA
Messenger RNA from Micropterus salmoides (largemouth bass), 7245 nucleotides. It is a transcript of the gene rab11fip5a, whose product is annotated as RAB11 family interacting protein 5a (class I). The record is from RefSeq and is a predicted model, not a curated record. Bases 407 to 4780 code for a protein of 1457 amino acids. Lineage: Eukaryota; Metazoa; Chordata; Actinopteri; Centrarchiformes; Centrarchidae. The transcript has 6 exons. Gene Ontology annotation, cellular component: early endosome; recycling endosome; secretory granule. Gene Ontology annotation, molecular function: small GTPase binding. Gene Ontology annotation, biological process: regulated exocytosis.